UUCUCUGCGACCGCGUACGCCCGGGUCGGCCUCGUCGGCAACCCGUCGGACGGCUUCCACGGAAAGACGAUCGCUGUGGCGGUCGAGAACUUCUGCGCGACGGUCGCCAUUCACAUGUCUGACGCCAUCACCUUCACUCCCAAUCCGCGCUGCGACGCGACCUCUGGCUUCACGUCGCUGGCCGAGCUGCACGGCGCGCUGGCGCGGGACGGGUACCAGGGCGGUAUUGUGCUGCUGCAGGCCACGUGCAAGCGCUUCCACGAGUACUGCGCCGAGCGGCAUCUCGUGCUGCCGUCACGCAACUUCACGCUCUCCUACGACACCAACAUCCCGCGGCAGGUGGGACUCGCCGGCUCGUCGGCCAUUAUCACGGCGACGCUGCGCUGCCUGCUCCACUUUUUCGAGGUCAGCGAUGAGCAGAUGCCGCUGCCGCUGCGGCCCUCCUUUGUCUUGAGCGUCGAGAGCGGUGAGCUCGGCAUCACCGCCGGGCUGCAGGACCGCGUCAUACAGGCGUACGAGGGCUGCAUGUUCAUGGACUUCGCAAAGGAGCUGCUGGAGGGGCGCGGCUACGGCGACUAUUCGCGCAUCCCGACCGCCACUCUCCCGCCGCUCUGGCUCGCCUUUGUCAAGGACCCGUCCAACUCUGGCAAGAUCCACUCGGAUGUCAAGGCGCGCUGGCUGGCGGGCGAGGCGGCGGUCGUCGACGCGAUGGCGAGCUUCGCGUCGCUGACGGACCGCGCGAGGGAGGCGCUGCUCGCGGGAGACGCCGCCGCCCUCGGCGACGCCAUGCGCGAGAACUUUCGGCUGCGGCGCGCCGUGUACGGCGACGCGUGCCUCGGCGCCGACAACAUUGCCAUGGUCGAGCUCGCCGCGGCGCACGGCGCCCCGGCCAAGUUCUCGGGCUCGGGCGGCGCGGUGGUCGGACUGAGCACGGGCGAGGAGCAGAGCGCCGUGCUGGAGGCUGCGUUCAAGCAGCAUGGGUUCGGCUUUGUGCGGCUCGUGCCC
Messenger RNA from Emiliania huxleyi CCMP1516, 1005 nucleotides. RefSeq lists its product as hypothetical. The annotation marks the transcript as partial. The transcript has a single exon. Gene Ontology annotation, molecular function: glucuronokinase activity; ATP binding. The record is from RefSeq and is a predicted model, not a curated record. NCBI's taxonomy places the organism in Eukaryota, Haptophyta, Isochrysidales, Noelaerhabdaceae.